AUGAAAGAAAAUGUUGCGAACUUGACUCCAGAAAACUUUAGAAAUAAUCUUGCUAAGCUUGUAAUCGAUGGUAAUUUUUUUUGUAAUAAGGUAAAUGAUCUGUUACGUUCAUUAAAUAUGUAAAUGACAUAAAUAUGUUAAAAGAACUCCUAUCAGAUUCCAGAACUUUUCUUUCUUGUCCCAGAUCAGGCAGUUUAAACAUUAUCACUCAAUCUGAUAAUGGCCAAUAUAUUAAUUUUGGAUUAGUUGAUGGACUAAAAUUAGGUUACAACAGGUUAGGUUAUGUGUUACAACUACAUACUGAAUGGUAAACACAAAAUAUAUUCAAUCUUUGGAUAUCAGUAGAGAUGGGACAGAAAUUUUAAAUUAUCACUUUUGGCCUAUACCUACUGGGUGGUGUAUGUUGUAAUAAAUCAGGAUUACAAGUAUUUGUUAUUGUUGUAUACUGUGGAAGUUUUUAACCAAAGUCUUGUUCCGAGUAUUUGUCUCCUUUAAUUUUAGAUUUAAAAACUGUUUUUACGCCUGACUUCAAUUAUAAUGGCAGUACAAAGAAAUUUUUUUUUUUGAAUUUAUAGCGGAUGCACCUGCACGUGCUUUUUCAAAGUGCAUAAAACCUCAUCAGGUUUAUUAUUCAUGUGAGAAAUGUACUAUGAAAGGUAUUUUUAAUAAAGAUCGGAUAUGUUUUCCUUUGGGUUCCUGUGAAUUGCAAAUAUACUUCACUUAGACUUCAAUCACAGCCGGAAAAUCACUAGUGAAGAUAAACACAAUAUACUUGAUUAUCCUUUGUGUUAGUUUUUUUUAAAAAAAAUUGUUCUAGAUAACUUUCAGUCAUUAAGGAAAAAACUUAUAACAGCAGAAUUCCAUUCAGACUUGGAAACUACUGCCAUAAACCAAAAAACUGUGAAAAGUACAUGCUAAUAAUUGUAUAAUAUUGAAAUGGAAUGGAAUUAAAUAUUUACUAUCAUACUUUUAACUCCAGUGAAAUUGUGAAUGAAAAAGACAAUGGCAUACAUUCUAUAACAUCAUUAACUAAUUUAUUUAACCAAAACUGUUUAUAAAAAACUAAUUUAAAUGAUUUUUUUUUUAACAACAUUUUUGGUUCUAAUGAACAAUGUGAGUUGAACAAAAGUAAUGAAACAUAUCUUAAUUUUUCACUAUUUAGUUAUAAGUUAUAAUAAAUUAAGAAUCUUUUCCUUUAUUAUAUACCAGUAUUGAAAACCAAAAUUUGAAUACCAGUGUAGUUAAGAAUAAUAAUCUUUAUAGUGAUUAAAAUUUGUAUUUUCUAUUGUUCACCUACCUGUGAAAAUGUUAAAACAAAACUUAUUCUGAGUAUUUCUGUUUAUUUUUAUGUUAUGUAUACUCAUGGUUUAUGAAAAUAGCUAAUGAUGUAGCAAUAAUGAAAACAGAUCUGACUGAUAUUUAAAUAACGGUUGCUAGAUUAUUGACUAGACACUAAUGUUAUGUCUUUUAGAUCGAAAAUGUUGUCUUUGAAUCUACCAAAGACAUCGUUGGUUGAACUUGGAGCCUUUGAGGCUAACUUAAGUUGAUUUUCAAUUAGAAAAAGAUUUAGUAAGUUCUAAUAUGUUUACAAGGUCCUCUAAAUUAAUUGUUCCUAACUUGGGGGAGGGGGGUGAAAUUUUUGAAAAUCUGAGGGACUGGAGAAGUAAAAAAAAAAUAUCUGGGAACCACUGCUCUAAAUGUUACGUGACACUUGACCUAUGGUACCUACUAUCAUAACACGCGGCUGAAAUUUGAAUUCAUUGAAAACUUAUUGCCCUGUUUUUUUCUAAAUCCGUGCCUGGCUAUAUGUUUUGCAAACACUUAAUUUUAUAUUUUUACAAUUUAAAAAAAACUGAUUAAAUAAAGCUUCAUCAAAUUUAGUUGUAUAGUUUCUGCGUUUAGCUGUUUGAAAAGUUGUGUUUGUGUAGAAUAUUACCUAAUACAGAGGUUUUGAAACUUUUUAUGGUACGACCCAUUAUGGAAAUAAUUUAAAUUUUGGCGACCCAGAAUUAUAUCAAUGGACCUUUUCUUUUUUUUAUUUUUCAUUUCUGGAUUAUCUGUGAAGUUGUUUUAGUAGCAUACUCUUAUUUGUAAGUAUAGAUCCAAUUUGCUGGUAGAAAAUUUGUUCAUGGGGAAAAAAAGGCCGUAACAUUUUUAAAACUAACACUGACAUUUUGUACAUGUUUCAGUUUUAACGAAUUAUUGGGAAAAUUCUUGGAAAAAUCAAAAAAAUUUUGUAUUUUUAUUUAAAAAUAUAACGCGCCCCUAUAAAAAUAUGAUUGUGACCCACUUUUUAGUAACAACCCAAACUUUGGGAACCUCUGUUCUAAUAAAUCAAUGUUUAUUGAACACAAAAUCGCUAUCUAGUGUUAUGAUUUAUAUUAUCCUGUGUUUCUCGUUUUCAUAGUAUUACUCUUUUAAUUUGUAUGCCAUAGGCAACUGAAUUAGACAAUGUCAUGACACUCAUUUCUUAUCAAAAAAGUCCCCUGACUAGGGUCCUUUAACUUCACACCCGUUCCCGCGAAAGGAAAAACAGGGUUUUACAAAACAUUACUUAAUUAUACUUAUUAAUAGAUGAUGGCAGUAGAGGGGUAGUAAUGUGAAAAACUGAUCUCCCACUGAAGCAGGUUAAUUGAAAAAAAAACAACAAAAAGUGACAAUAUUAUGACAAUAAAUAACAAGUAUUUAGCUGGGAAGUAUUGUAUUAUUACAUUUUUCAUAGCAACUAGAAAGGUAAGAUUCAUUAUUCUGUACAUUAAUACCCAUUAUUAUUUAUAGUAGGUAAUAAACAACUAGUAUGUAUUUUUGGUUCAGAAUAAAUUUAACAGGGUUAUUGUUAUAUUUUCGGACCCAAAGGACUACAGUGUAGUGACAACAAAGUGGCUCGUACAAAAUUAUUAUAAUAAUCUAUCCAAUAGUACUGUAUAGUUUUGCUAUUGGCCACUUGGUUAAGUAACCAGUAUAGAUAUUAAUGAUGGUUUGGAUCCAGAAUCAACUUGAUUAAAGUUUGAAAUAAAAAUAGUUGGCGGCAAUAAAACAUGUGGUAGUCACCUAUGCAAAAUAAAUAAUUACAAAGUUUAUAUUUAUUGUUAUUUUGUGUGUGUUGAUAUCAUUAUAAAUAACUAGUACCUAUGUUAUAUUUUAAAAAAAUGUUAAAAACUUUUAUUUUAAAAAUUAAAUGACACCAUUUUAGAUAAUUUAAAAAAAGCUUGACAUACAAGAGUGUAAAAAGAAUCAGAAAGCGAAGAGAUUAAUUUGAUGCCAAAAUGUAUAUGCACAUGUUGAGAUCUAUUGAACAGUUGCAGUGAUGGAUAUAAAUAUUUUAAUUAUAAAGAUUAGGUAAAUGUUCAGGUAAUUAUAAUUUAUUAAUUGUGUUUCAAUUUAUAGUUAAUAUGCGCCAUUUAUUAUAUUAAACUGAUGAUUAUAUUAUUAUAACUCUUAACAUUAAACUUGUGUUUAAAUAUUGGAUAUAGUAUAACACCUGUACUUAAAUUACCCAGUAAUGAAAAGACACUAUAUAAAACUACAAUCGGUUAAUAAUUCACAUUCACAGGAAGUAUUAUGCAGUAUAUCAACUAUGCAACCAAUUGAAUCACACUAAUUAUUUUUAUCAAAUCAGAUGAGUAACCCAUUAUUAUCAGUGUAUCAAACCCGCUAUGGUCAAUCAAGUUCAGAUUACUAAUUACCUAAUGAUAUACAAGUAAUUUUUUUAUUUUUAUACUUAAUAAAUUUGUUCAUCCUUAACUUAAAAUAAUGGUAUAAAUCUAGUUUACGGUUCAAGCAUGUUUUUCAAAUUUUUUUCAACACAUAUUUUGAAAAAAAAAAAGAAUUAAAAAAAUGACCUUGGGCUGUAAACUAGAUUUGUUCCAAAUAUUAAACUGAAGUUUAAUAUAAAUGGUUCAAAUAUAGUAAAUACAUAUAGAAAUAAAAAAUAAAUAGAUAGUAAAUAUAAGUACUAUUAAAAUAAUUCGUAAAUGUAUUAAAGAAAAAAUAAUACACAACUCACCAAAUAAUGCUGUUAACUAUUGUAUCAUGAAAUAUCAAAAUAAUAUGUCUAACGAACUCUGAAAAAUAAUACAACUGAUGUAAAAAUUGCUUUUAAGACUUAUAAUAAUUUAAUCAAACAUUUAAACAAUAGAACUAAAAACUUCACUAAAAAUCUCUUAUUUUUAAAAUGCUGGUACAUAUAAACUUAAAUGUAAUUUUAAUCAAUUUUAUAUAGGUAGGACAAAUAGAAAUUUUAAAAUAAGAUAUAAAGACCAUAUUUCUGAAAUAAAAUUCAAAAAGACUGCCCUUAAUUCAAAUUUUGCUAAACAUGUUUUAGAAAAUAACCAUAAUAUAAGUUUUGAUAUUAAUACAAACUUAGGUAUUAAAUACCCAAAACAACAUUUAUAUUAAUUCAGUUUUAGAAGAGUUACAUACCUAUGUACAAUGAAAUAAAGAAAACAAAUUGUAAUAAUAUUUUAAAUAUACAAACCGAUUUAAAAAAAAAAUAUCUCAAAUCAAUACAUUUUAAAUAAUAAAUAACUAAAUAAUUUAUUUUUCUUAACAUGGAUAUGUCUAAUAAUAACCCAGUUUAAAUAAUCUCAUAUUAAAAUAAAUUAUUUCUAUGUAAAACUGCCAAUUUGUAUAAUUUUUUAUAUUCAGUUGUUUUUUACAUUUUGACUGACAAACUUGAUGAAUUUUUAAUUUGAAAGUUGUCAAAUAAUAUAUUUAUCAUAAUACUCCAGGCGACGUAUUAAAUAAUUUAUUUUAUUUUAUUUUUAUACAUACAUAUUUUAUUUAUGUAUUUAUUUACGAGUAUUAACUUUUUUAAUAAUUUUGUUUUUACUUUUUAAUAUUUUAUUAUAAAUGGUUUGUUAAACAAUUAAUAUAUAUAUGCCUAUAAAAUAAAUUAAUUAUAAAUAUACAUAUAGGUUUCUAAUUACUAUAAUAUAUUUAAAUGUACCUAUACAGUCUUCAAGUACACAGAAUUCAUUGCAGCAAUUCCAUAACACUUCCAACACCAAAUCUUAUGGUAACUUAAAGGAAACUAUAAUUAUUAUGUUAAAAACAAUAAUUUAAAUAUUUCUGUUUGUAUCUGUUAUUAUUGGAUAAACUUUUUUGAUGAUAAAUUAGAUAAAUUUUACGACAUUAUACUACCAGGAUAAACUGCUACAAAUUUGAUGUUAAAUCGCAUAUUAUCUAAAAUUGAAUUAAUAGAAGUAAAUUUAAAAACUUCACCUCAAAGCAUUGAUCCAACUCUGUAUGUUGAUCAAAAUUGUUUGAGUUACUUUCCUUAAAAAAUGCAGAGGAUUUAUUAUUGAUAGAAAAUCAUACAAAUAAUUAAACUAACUUUGUCCUGAAACUGGUGAAAUAAAGUCUUUUAAAAUUAAAUAAAUAUAAUAUAUAUAACUUUUACAUUUAUUAUUAAGGAAUCAUUUAUAAGAAGCAUAAAAGAUAAUUGUGCUGUAAAUCAUGUGAAAAUAAUCAUAAGCAAAUUGUUCACUGAUGAAUUCUUUGUGCAUAUUACAAGGAUUGCCCGUCGAUGGGGGAAAGACAUGACAAAGUUAAAAAAAACUGAACUCAUAAAAAUAGUGAAAAGUAAAUUUAAAAAUAAAUAAUAAUAAUUUUGAAUAAUUUAUGUGAGCAAUAUACCCAAAUACAUUAUACUAUUAAUUGAACUUUUUUAGGGGUUAUUCAAAAAUGUUCUUCAUCUCUGUUUGACGAUUCACAGUUUGAAAAAGAAGUAACUGAAAGACUGAGAACAUCAAAUACUAGAUUUGGCAUAUUUUCUUCAAUUAGUUGUAGUGAAACAAAAAUUAUUAUUAUUAAUGUUCUAUACUACUUACAUUUUAAUGUAUUUCAAUGUUUUAUUUUAUUUAGACUUAAUGUACUUUGUAGAAAUAUUGAAAUUGUAGGUAUAUUUAUUGUUAAUACUAAGACAAUAAAAUAAAUCUUAAAUAAAAUAACCCUUUAAAAUGUGUAUAUAAUAUUUACAUUUUUUUUAAAAAAAAUAUAUUUUUGUUUAACACAUUUUACUUAAGGUUUGUGGUGCAGUUCUUAAUUGUUGUUCUGAUAGUACUCCAUUAAGUGUUGUAAAUGACAGUAAUCUUAAGAAACCAAGUCAUAUAUUUUCUGAAAUACAAGAUUUAAUUGUAUGUUCACAUUCAAACGAAACUUUAAUUGAUACAAAUAAUGGUUUUUGUGACAAACUAAGCAAUUGAAUACUUCAUUUUAAAAUUUCUCAUAAUGCUGCUAACUUACUUUUAACUAUAUUACGAAGUGAUAAAAAUGCAAGUUCCUAGUGAUAUUAGAACUUAAAUGAACACUCCUAAAACCAAAUUAUAAAUAUAUUUAAUGACGCCUAUAUACAUUUAGGAUUAAAAAAUAUGUUAUUACCACUUUUAGAAGUAAUUUUAAUUAAUAUUGAUACAAUAAUAUACUAAAAAUAUAAAUUAAUAUUAAUGGUUUACCAAUAUCUAAAAGUAGUAAAAGUCAAUUAUAGCUUAUACUAGUUUUUAUUUUAAAUUGUAAAGAAUUACCCAAUAAUGUACUUCCAAUUGGUACAUGGGUUCAGAAACUAUUUUCAAUUGAAGAAUUUUAAAAUCUGUUUAUUGUUGAUGUUUUACAAGUUUUAAGAAAUUGCUUAAAUGUAAAUGGAAUUUGAAUUAGGGUAAAUAUUUCUAAUAUAGUUUGUGAUGCCCCUAGCUUUAUAAAUUUUAAUACUUAUUUUGGGUGUACUUCAUGCAUUGAAGUAUGGGAUUAUAUAGAAAAUCAAGUAGCUUUAAUUGGAACAAAUAAAACUUAGAAAUCAAUCCAAUGAAGAAUAUAAUAAAGGUGAUUCCCACAUACUGAAAUUGCCUAUCAAUGUAGUAAAUGUAACAUGCUUAGACUAUAUGCAUUGUGUUUGUCUUGGAAUCACUAAACGUUUAAUAGAAUUUUUGAUUAAAGGGAAAAGGGAUGUUCGAUUAACAGAUGAAAAUAGAAACAGCAUAAAUAAUGAUUUAAAAAUGUUUAGGCCCUAUGUGCCAUAAAAGUUUUGUCAAUUACCACAAUCAAUUGAUAAUAUAGAGUACUGGUAGGUUACUGAAUUACGUUGUUUUGUUUUAUACACAGAAGCAAUUGUUUUAAAAGGUAAAUUAAAGCCUGAACUUCUAAAACAUUUUUUGUUGUUAAUUUUUGCCUUUAGAAUUUUAGUUUCUCCAAAUACUUAUUUUAAAUAUAAUAAAGCAUCUGAAUUAUUAGUACAAUAUGUGAAUUACUAUGGUUCAUUAUAUGGCCAUCAAUGUAUAAGUUAUAAUGUUCAUAGCUUAAUUCAUUUACCCUUCUUUGUAUUAUUACACGGGCCACUCAAUAAAUAUUAAUAUAAUUAAUAAUAGUUUAUACAGAUAUGAAAACUAUUUACAAUAUAUAAAAAAUCUAUUUAAGACCUAAAAUAUUCUCUGCAAGAAGUUUAUAAUAGAGUAAAAGAAAAACUACAGCUAAUUAACACUAAUUUACAUUUAAAAUCAAUUUCUCUUAUUUUAUGCAAAGAAAUUGAUUAUCAAAGUUUUUCAUUUUUAACUACUACAGAUAAACUUUAUCAAAAAUAUAUUUUUGAAUGUAUCAAGACUAACCAUAGAUGUUAUGAAAGAAAAAGAUAAUUAUUUUUUGUGUUAAGACAAUUCAUUAAUAGUUAUAUAGUAUAUUAUAAUACCUAAGGACAAACCGGUUAAACUUAUGGAAAAAAAUGUACGAAUGUUUCAGAAUUCAGUAACAAAUCGUUUGUAGUUGAUACUAAUGAACUAUGUAACUUGUAUUGUAUUCACAAAAAUGAUUUAAAAUUUAAAUGUUUUUUAAUUAAAUUAUCAAAUAGGAAGGCAACUGUAUUAUCAUUGUGCCAUGAAAUAUUGGUACCACUAUGACACUAUGACUAGUUAAGUAAUUGCUGUAUAAAUGUUUUUAAUGUUUUUAAUUUGUAUUAACUGUUUAUAUUUUGUAUUGAUCGAAUAAGAAAUACUUAGUUGAAGUGUUAUCUAUUUUUUGUUAAUCUCCUUGAUACCUAUUUUAUUUUAUUUAAUUUAAUAUUAAAUAAAUAUAUUUAUUAAGUGUAUAAUAGCAUAGUGAAGUGUAUGAUAACAUUUAUUGGAAGAUUUAUGAAUGUUUCUUAUUGUUAGUUAAGAAUACAUUUCUGUAUUGUCAUAUGUAGAUGCACAGUAUCUAGUGUUUCUUUAAGACGAUUUUCUCCGGGAGGCAUUUGAAAAAAUCGGUAUUUAUAUUACAUCAAGAAAUUGUUUGAUAAUAAUUACUUUUUUUUAAAAUUUAAUAACAUUUAAAAAUAAACCAGCUCUAAAAUGUUGUAUUACCAUAAUUUUUGUUACCUUUAUUUUUGAGGGUGAAAUGACUAUAGGUACCUACUUUUGAUUUUAAAAUGAUAACUUCUAUUAAAAAUGAUAUAAAUAGAUAGAAUAUUAGUUUAAAAAUAUUUUAGUAGGUAUUUACAUUUUUAAUUUCCGACAAUCCGUUGAGGAGAUAAUCCAGUUUUAAGUUUAGGCAGAUAAGCAAAGUACUUAGGUUAGGUCAGCGGUUCCCAAACUGUUAACCGCGGUGACCAUAGAGGCACCGCCAUCAUUAUUUAAGGGCACUGCGGUCUACGGUUUACAACAAAUAGUUUAAAAUGUAUAGAAUUUUUUUUCCUCAUUGUUUUCGUGAAAACUAUGGCAAAUAAUGUGAUUUUUUUUAUUGUGUAUUCGGACAUUCUAAUUUUAACUUUAUAAGUGAAUUCGUAAAUAUAAUUUCAGACAUCAUAUGCCCGAUGACUGGGUUCGGCGUUUAUCAGUGUAAUAUCAUUACUAGAUAUGCUUUUAAGGUAAUAAAUUAUUAUAAAUAAUUAUUGAUUGUUCCUUUAUUAUCUAAUCUUGUCGUACGAUGUAUUUAAUUAACUAUUACAUAUUAGUCUUGUUAUUUGGAACUGCUUGAGCUCUUUACCUUCAGUAGUGUGCGUGAAUUUACACCGUUUAGUCGUAUUGUGUUAUUUACGUUUCUAGUGCGCGCGUUGUUAACCGUUUAUGUGUUCUUCUCUUUUCUAAACACGGAGCGUUGGUUGAAAGGUGGACAUUUUAAUAAGAAGCCUGUUACAGAGGCAUCUCAUUGUACUCAGUCCGUAGAUGGGAGAAGCAAUGACGAAAACGGUAGUCAAGUAGUUCAUCAUGGUAAAUCAAAUGCGAAUGACUUCACGAACCCGACCAAAAAACGUAAAUACAACGAACGUUAUUUAGAGAUGGGGUUCACAGAUACUAAUGAUUGCCAGCCACAGUACGUAAUUUGUUUGAAAGUUCUUUCUAACAGUUCCAUGUAUAUUUAUAUGCUAUUUUGUUGGUGUUCGUUCGUUACGUAAAUAUGCAUAUUUUUGAAGAGGACCUUUUAUUUCGUCGACCACUUUUUAAAAUUUUAUGUGAUGACAUGGAAAGUCAGUCUUCAUAGUACGUUACUUUCCUAUAAAGAAGUCAGGUGGUUGUCACGCGGUAAGACUCUUAAACGGUUAAUGGAACUACGAACUGAAGUUCUUUCAUUUUUAAUGGAUCACAACGUUACAUUGGGUGAAAUCAUGAAUAACGUAACAAGGCUUUGUCAAUUUUCAUACUUGGCCGAUAAUUUUAGCAAAAUGAACGAGUUUAGCCUUUCCUUACAAGGAAGGACUAUGACAACUUUUGAUGCCAGCCACAAAGUAAGUGCAUUCAAAAGGAAAAUUAAUUAUUGGACAGAAUGUACUACUAUAGGCAAAUUUGAGUGUUUUCUAAUAAUGCAAGCCUUUUUUGAAGAAAAUGGUGAGCAGGCUUCUACUAAUAUUGUUAACGAGAUUAUUGAGCACCUCAAACAGCUAAACAAUUCAUUUGAGCAAUAUUUCCCUGCAGAUCGGGAAGUUUUGUUGAAAGACCAUGAAUAG
This is a messenger RNA of Cinara cedri, 9907 nucleotides long. The record is from the annotation of a GenBank genome assembly. NCBI's taxonomy places the organism in Eukaryota, Metazoa, Arthropoda, Insecta, Hemiptera, Aphididae.